This is a messenger RNA of Adineta steineri, 585 nucleotides long. The record is from the annotation of a GenBank genome assembly. Lineage: Eukaryota; Metazoa; Rotifera; Eurotatoria; Adinetida; Adinetidae.
AUGGCUCAUCAUUUACCCGAUCUCAUUAUACCGAAAAUUCAUUUUGUCACUGAGUAUCUGAUAACGAUCAAUGUCAAUGGACCAGCAACUCGUUUUUGGUCAUUUACUCUUGCCAAAAGACAUCAACUUCGACAAUGUCUUAUGUUAUCCAAUAAGAAUGAUUAUAAUAUAUGUACUGAGAUAACAUUGUUAAAAACCAUCCAGUAUUCUUCAUUACCAAUACCUGUUCAACGUUUAUUAACAGAAAAUGAUAUUAAUCAAAACAUAUUUGAUGAAUGUAAAACAAUUUAUUACAAAAAUGUUAUGAUGAUGAGACAAUCAGUAUUUGUUGAAAGAUUAGUUGAUGUAGAAGAAGAACCAUGUUUUGUUUCUAUCCUGUAUUUCUUGAAAAUACAAAAUAUUUGGAAAGCAAUUGUUGAACAUUUACAAGUGAUAGGAUUCAAUGAAACACUUUGGGCGUAUGAGAUCGAAUUUUGUAAAACAUUAGAUUUAUUAGACUUGGAUCAACUUCUACACAUUUUACCUCAUGGACUAGAUAUUUAUUAUGUUCAAGGUUCUGCUUAUGUUAAUUUUUAUCUCGUUUGA